Drosophila montana is the source of this 1019-nucleotide messenger RNA. Its product is annotated as trypsin delta. The transcript has a single exon. Gene Ontology annotation, biological process: proteolysis. Gene Ontology annotation, molecular function: serine-type endopeptidase activity. The record is from RefSeq and is a predicted model, not a curated record. NCBI's taxonomy places the organism in Eukaryota, Metazoa, Arthropoda, Insecta, Diptera, Drosophilidae. Bases 21 to 845 code for a protein of 274 amino acids.
AAACGCUUCAUAGCAAAAAGAUGAGUCUGGUGACAUUUCUGUGGAUUUUAGUGCUUGCUGCGGGCAGCAGUGCCACGCCUCAAUAUGAUGGUCGCAUUGUGGGCGGCCAGGUGACGGAUAUACUUGAUUUUCCAUACCAAGCUUCCAUACAGCUGCAUGGUCAGCAUAUUUGUGGCGGUGCCAUUAUCGGGGAUUACUUUAUACUUACCGCUGCCCAUUGCUUUGAGGAGCCAUGGGUUGAGCUCGAUUAUAGCGUACGUUUGGGUGCCACAGAGCACGCGGCUGGCGGCGAGUUGCUUAGUCUGCGUCGAAUCAUACGCCAUGGAGCCUACAAUAGCCAGACGCACGAUAAUGACUUGGCGCUGCUGCUGCUCAAUGGACGACUUAACUACACGGAGGAGCUGCAAGCGGUGCCACUGGCUAGCGCAGAGGAUGUACUUACGCCCGAUACGCGGCUCUACGUCAGCGGCUGGGGCUAUCAGAGCGAGGGCGGUGAGGAGGGCGUCUCAGCCGUGUUGCGAUACGUGGAUGUGGCCCAUGUGGAGCCGGGUAUUUGUCGCCGCGCAUAUCGCAAGGUGCUGCCCGUUACCCAGCGCAUGCUGUGUGCCGCCCGGGAAGGCCAUGAUAGUUGCCAAGGUGACUCUGGUGGUCCACUCGUCGGCUAUCAGCAGGACAGUGCUCAAGGCAAGCUCUAUGGCAUUGUAUCCUGGGGCUUGGGCUGUGCACAGCAAGAGUUUCCGGGUGUAUAUACCAAUGUGGCCGCAUUCAGAAAUUGGAUUGAUGCUCAGCUGGGAGCAUGGGGAUGGAAUACCCUGCUUACCGGUUGGAGUGGCCUCCAAAGAUAAUUUAAAUAGAGUGGUCUUUAAAAAGAGAACAUAGUGUUUGAACAAAUAGAUACAAUAGGCAAUCUAGUGUAUAUAGAUAUAAGUAUUGAAAUAUGUUUAAAAAUUACAAUGUUAUUUAAAUACUCUCAAGAGAAGAAUAUUGAAAAAAUAAAUAAGAAAAACAUAUCAUUCAAA